AUCACUGGUGCCACCAGCGCGUGCACAGAGUUGCUAGGUAGUUUCUCAAGACAGAGUAAAGACAACGAAACGAAGACAGCAACCGCUUACUGUAUUAAAAGUGGCACCUGUCAAGGGGUGAGAUUAUAUUAGGCAGCAAGUGAGCAGUCAGUUCUCGAAGUUGAUGUGUUGGAAGCAGGAAAAAUUGGCAAGCGUAAAGAUCUGAGAGACUUUGACAAGGGACAAAUUGUGACGGCUGGACGAUGGGGACAGAGCGUCUCCAAAACGGCAGGUCAUGUUCGGUGUUCCCGGGAUGCAUUGGUUAGUACCUACCAAAAGUGGUCCAAGGAAGGACAACCGGUGAACCAGCAACAGGGUCAUGGGCUUCUAAGACUCAUUGAUGCGCAUGGAGCGUGAAGGCUAGCCCGUCUGGUCCGAUCCCACAGAAGAGCUACUGGAGCCCAAAAUGCUGAAAAAGCUCAUACUGGCUAUGAUAGAAAGGUGGCCUCAGAAUUCCCCAGAUCUCAAUCCACAUCUGUGGGAUGCGCUGGACGAACAAGAGUGAUCCAUAGAGGCCCGACCUCAGAAUUUACAGGACUUUAAGGAUCUGCUGCUAAAGUCUCAGUACCAGAUACCACAACACACCUUCAGCAGUCUUGUAGAGUCCAUACCUCGAUGGGUCAGAGCUGUUUUGGUGGCACAAGGGGGACCUACACAAUAUUAGACAGGUUCAGGUGGUCUAGAGUUAUCGUCACAUGAAUUCGGACUGUUCCGUACAGUCCACACAUGGCCUCGGUGGAGCGUAAGCAGGAUGAGAAGGGACCCUUCUACCUUGGCUAUGGCAGUAGGAGACAGACGAGUGCAGAGAUAGUGACAGAAGCCCGGCAUUCUCUCAGGACUCUUCGGACACAGCGGCCCUUCACUCCACGACAGGAGCACCGGCAGCUUUUUGCAGGAUCAGCUCGUACACGUGAUGGCAGACCGCCAUCUUCAUUCAGCCUACAUGCUAGGAAUUUCGAGGCUCCUGAUUCCAGGCCGAGUUCAGGGACCCGCCUCUCGCCUUUGGAACACAAGCCCAGGUUGCCACUUUCACUGGAUCUGGACUACAGUGAAGUUGAGAAAGGUUUACCCAAACCUCCAGUUGACCGUUUGGACAAAAGAGGAUCUGGAAGCGCUCGGACAAGGCUCGUCAGAGCAAGAUCGCUUACGCUGGUACCCUCUAUGACACAACACUCAAAUGUUCCUCAAACCGAGCGUGUUGACAAGCCUACCUUGGGUAUGACGCCAUCCCAGCAAGUGCACACAGAGUCGUUUUACUUGCAUUCCGGUUGCAAACAAGAAAGGACAGAGAAAUCCUCUGAAAUUCUCACACAGAAACUAACCAAACAUAGUGGAUUUCAACGGCCCAGCAGCGCCGACUUAUCUCAAGCAAAAGGAACAAAAACAGAUGCUGAGCAUGGCUGCGGAGACAAGGCAGGAAGUGAUGCCACUGAUGAAUCUGCCUUCUGGACCUCUGAGGUGCUUCCUAUUCUGCAGAUGUUUGAGUCUUUUUCUCCAGGAGGAAUCGUGUCAAAAGAGACUGUUGAGCGUCUUUGUGAUGCCUGUGCAAGUCUCCAUGACGUCCUGGCAGAGAAAGGCCUGCUGGGAAGGCGGUUUAAGAAAAGGUCCGCCGUUCUCCGGGCACUGUUUCGACUGAUUGAUUUGGGAUCAGACCAGCUAAACCUCACUCUGGCUAAUAUCAUACUUGCACUUAAUGUCAGCGGAAACAACUUGCUAAACAUUUGCAAGCUCGUCUUUAAUAUAAGCCGGAGUUCCAGAAAUGACUUCCUGUUCCAGGACAACCCCGUUAUAGAUUCCCUCCUCUCACUGAUACAGUGUGACGAUUUUAAUAGCAGUGGAGAGACUGUGCUGUACUGCAUAGGCUCCCUAAAGCUCCUUUCAGGAAACAGCACCCUCGCCAGGCUGCUCCUAGCUAAAGACUUCAUCGCAGUCUCGCUCCGUCUCUCUCAGCGACUGAUUCAGCCAACAGACCCUAAAGCUUUCCCUAAUGACCAUCACACGUUAGCAGGACAUGGCCAGCAUCCUAUCACGGGACAUAUACUGGUCCAGGUCACAGGAGCGCUGCGAAACAUGGCCGACCUGUCCGAGUCCCGUUCUUCCUUUUUGUCCGACGAGGUCUUCUCUACGUUGUGCGCAGUUAUGGAUCAUCGGCAAGAAGACGAAGACAUCUGCCUUAACGUAGCCAGGAUAUUUAGCAAACUGUCCUCAUAUGCUGAGUGCUGCUAUGCGCUAGCCGAGACUUCGAGCUGCUACAGGCUAUUUUUAGCCCUGUUGUGCAAACACAGCAGGAAACAGGCAUUGGUGGUACGUCUCCUAUUCACAUUAGGAAACCUGGCGGCUCGGAGCAAUGAUGCCAGAGAGAGAGUGUAUGAGGAGGAAAGGUCCAUAGACAUUCUCUUAGAACUUUUCCAGAGCUACCUGCAAGUCUCCAAGAAUCCUCCAAACUCUGAAAAUUAUACGCAGGAAGAUGAGGACGUCUUGAUCAAGCUGAUUCGAGUGUUGGCCAACCUGUCCAUUCAUCCCACUGUAGGCACGGCACUGGCAGCCAAUACCCUGUUUGUGCAGCUACUACUGAAAGUGAUGGAGCUCAGGUCCGUGGAGGAGAGUACCGAGUUAGUAGUAAACGCUUCAACCGCUAUCAACAACUUGUCCUACUACCAAGGAGAGAGCUCCAUCAUCCGCGUCCAGCACGCACACGUCUCCCAGUUGUUGCUUCAGCUGUUAUUAAGCACAAAUAUGGAUGCAGUUUUGGAAGCUAUACGUGUGUUCGGUAACCUCUCUCAGAUCGAAGAAGUACAGCAGUUUAUCAUCACAAACAAAGUGCUCCAGUUCGUGGUGGCGCUACUGGACUCCAAGAAUCCCGACAUGUGCUUCUCGGCAUGUGGAGUCCUCACGAACCUCUCUGUGGAUCCCAAGAACAGAACCGUAAUAAACGAGGAAGGAGCCACACCCAAGUUGAUCGAUUGUUUGCGGGACUUCGGGCCUCAGGACUGGCUUUUGGCUACACAGGUGUGCCAAACGCUGUGGAACUGCACUGAAGACAGAGAGCAGGACUAUGCACAAGAGUUAUGCACAAUACUUUCUCUCUACUCAGACCCAAAGGCGUUGCAGUGGCCCUCAAGUGACGAUAUGAAGGCUUACCAGGAGGCAUGCUGGGAGCUGGAGUUUUUACCUGUCGCCGAGAGGCUGAAGAAACGCAUGCAAAGAUACGUAAACAUACCGGAACCCGUCAGCGAGCCUUCCCGAUCGAGGAUCCCCGAAGUGCGACCGUACAAGAAAUAACGGUAUACCGGAAUAUAUAUAUAUAUGCAAGGAGUGCACUUUAACUUUGAUUUUUUAUGUAGUGAAUUCGCCAGGAUACGCCAUUUUCAAUAAUCAGUACCGAGAGAAACAGCGACUACAGUGAAUCAGUUUGAGGUUUCGGACCGACCCCGUGUACGGCCACAGAAAUAAUGCAAGAAUAUUUCAUAAGGAACACCCAGGACCACGGUAAUGAUCUCAAACUCUUUAUUAAAGAGACCAGAAGGGACACAGGACAGAGUUAGGAUCUCACGUUACAGCAAAAUGAUACAAAAUGGCACUGGCUCUCCGUCUACAACAUUCCUUUAAGCCGAACAAAUAACACUUUCCUGGUACCAUCUGUACAAUUACCUAGAACAACGUUACACCUCAGAGCUGUCCCACGCACGAAGAGAAGUCGAAGUCAGUAAUAAUUCAAUACACAACCCGAAGCAUAGCAGGCAUUUAUUAUGAAAUCCCAAUGAAAACAUUCGUAACGAAGAACGAUGCAGAGUGGGGAAAAGAUACAAACACAACAAGCUGAUUUACUCUGAUCCUCUCUAGGGGAGGACAAAUCAAUUUCUAUGUGUGUGUGUGUGUGUGUGUGUGUGUGUGUGUUCUUACUGCAUAACAAAAAUCACAUUCUCUACUAGCUGAGUUGUGUUGGAGAUAUUUAUCUCUGAUAUCUCCAUGGGAUUGUUUAUUACCAAAAAAAAAAAAGAGAGAGAGAGAGAGAAAGAAUACUUCUUGAAAUUCAGGUAAUACAAAGAGCUUAAAAUUGUUUAUUUUCUUUAUUAUUUUUUUCUGUUAAACAUUUUCUUAUAAAAAAAGUGUCAGUAACUGACAUCAGUCUCUGAAGAUUUUUUUUUUUAAAAAGAAAAGAAAAAAAGACAAGAAAACUCAUUGCUUCUUCUUCAAAAAAAAGUACCAUCCCUCUUUCUUUCUUAACAUUCUUUUCUACACCCAGCUAUUCCAGCCACAAUCAGAACGCAGUACUUGAUUUAUUUAUUUAUUUUAGUAAACAAAGAAUCUAUACUCCUUAAAAACACACGUGCUCAACAAUGAAAUGAAGAAAAAAAAAAAGCUGCUUAAGUAUACUCCGUGAAGUUCUUGAAAAACAUCAGCGUCUAUAUCGUGAUCAUCUGGGGAACCAUGCUCGAAGCAUCAAAUCCAUCUAACAAACGAUAAGAUCCUGCUCACCAAGAGCACUCAGAUACUGAAGGAGAUCUAGAACAGGAGGUAUUUUAUUAGAUUUAGAUUAUACUGACGACACUAAACACAAACAAAACGAGGGCUUUUUUUCCCCCUCCUUUCUGAGAGAUAAGAUGACCAUGUGGUAAAAGGGAAGACAGGUGAAGGGUGGGGUUGGGGAAAGGGUUCAGACCAACAGGAAGCACAUCACAUCAAACAGGAAGACUGAUUUGUUUGUUUUUUAUCCUUGGAUAAAAAAAAACAAAAUGGAUCGAGCGAUCACUCAGGCUGUCAACUCGAGAUGGCACGAAGUGAAUUUAGUGAAGAGAUGGUCACUAACCCGAAAAACGGCUACAUCUUGAUAUUUCAGAAACAAAGUGCUUUGAUAUUUUUUAUGCCUGAAAUACCAAGAAAAAGGCUAUGAUACGAGAUAUAGAUAUAAACACACACUGGUAAGUAGAGACAGAGUGG
This is a messenger RNA of Ictalurus punctatus (channel catfish), 4980 nucleotides long. RefSeq names its product armadillo repeat containing 2 (gene armc2). Gene Ontology annotation, molecular function: protein binding. NCBI's taxonomy places the organism in Eukaryota, Metazoa, Chordata, Actinopteri, Siluriformes, Ictaluridae. The coding region runs from base 766 to 3321 and encodes 851 amino acids. The transcript has 19 exons. Gene Ontology annotation, biological process: cilium organization; sperm axoneme assembly. The record is from RefSeq and is a predicted model, not a curated record.